UCCAGCGCCAUGCAGGUGUUGGGGUGCUGCCCGGAGCUGUGCUACAACCUGGCGCUCUGCUCCUAUUCGGCCAAGCAGUAUCCCUCUGCCCUCAAGUACAUCGCUGACAUCAUCAAGCACGGCAUCCAGCAGCACCCGGAGCUCGGCGUGGGCCUGAGCACCGAGGGCAUCGACGUGCGCAGCGUGGGGAACACGCUGCUGCUGCACCGCACGGCGCUGGUGGAGGCUUUCAACCUCAAGGCUGCCAUCGAGUACCAGCUGCACAACCCCCGCGCGGCGCAGGAGGCGCUCACGGAUAUGCCGCCGAGAGCAGAGGAGGAGCUGGACCCGGUCACGCUGCACAACCAAGCGCUAAUGAACAUGGAUGACCAGCCCACGGAAGGGUUUGGGAAGUUGCAGUUCCUCCUCCUGCAGAAUCCCUGCCCACCUGAAACCUUUGGGAACUUGCUGCUUCUCUAUUGCAAGCAUCAGUACUAUGACCUGGCAGCUGAUGUGCUGGCAGAGAACGCCCACCUGACUUAUAAACUGCUCACCCCUUACUUGUACAACUUCUUGGAUGCUGUUAUUACCUGCCAGACUGCCCCUGAGGAGGCUUUCCACAAGCUGGAUGAUUCAGCAGGGACCAUGACUGAGCAGCUGCGAAAACUGACAAAGCAGGUGCAGGAAGCUAAGCAAAACUGGGAUGAGGAAGCUCUAAAAAAGGCAGUUAAUGAGUAUGAUGAGACUCUGGAUAAAUAUGUCCCUGUCCUGAUGGCCCAGGCAAAAAUUUACUGGGACAUGAAGAACUACACGAUGGUAGAGAAGAUCUUCCGCAAGUCAGUGGAGUUCUGUAAGGAACAUGAGGUGUGGAAGCUCAACGUGGCCCAUGUGCUCUUCAUGCAAGAGAACAAGUAUAAAGAGGCUAUUAGCUUCUAUGAGCCCAUAGUUAAAAAGCACUAUGACAACAUCCUUGAUGUCAGUGCCAUUGUGUUAGCCAACCUCUGUGUUUCCUACAUCCUGACAAGCCAGAACGAAGACGCAGAGGAACUCAUGAGGAAGAUCGAGAAGGCAGAAGAGCAGCUGUCCUAUGAGAACCCUGACAAAAAUACCUACCACCUCUGCAUUGUCAAUCUAGUCAUUGGUACCCUCUACUGUGUGAAGGGCAAUUAUGACUUUGGUAUUUCCAGGAUCAUUAAAAGCCUGGAGCCAUAUAACAAAAAACUGAGCACUGACACGUGGUACUAUGCCAAGAGGUGUUUCCUGUCCUUGCUGGAGAACAUGUCCAAGCACAUGCUCAUGCCACGUGACAGUGUGGUCCAGGAGUGUGUUCAGUUCCUGAAGCAAUGUGAGCUCUUUGGAAGAAACAUCCCAACUGUCAUUGAGCACCCCCUGGAAGAGAGCAGGCUGCACAGUGGGAAGAACACAGUAACCUAUGAAGCCAGGCUUUUGAGGGCACUGAUGUACAAGAUUACUGGUUGGGCUGAGUAA
This is a messenger RNA of Acanthisitta chloris (rifleman), 1467 nucleotides long. RefSeq names its product tetratricopeptide repeat protein 30A-like. The annotation marks the transcript as partial. Lineage: Eukaryota; Metazoa; Chordata; Aves; Passeriformes; Acanthisittidae. Gene Ontology annotation, molecular function: intraciliary transport particle B binding; protein binding. Gene Ontology annotation, biological process: intraciliary transport. The record is from RefSeq and is a predicted model, not a curated record. The transcript has a single exon. Gene Ontology annotation, cellular component: axonemal microtubule; intraciliary transport particle B.